Messenger RNA from Pleuronectes platessa (European plaice), 3887 nucleotides. RefSeq names its product splicing factor 3b, subunit 3 (gene sf3b3). Gene Ontology annotation, molecular function: protein binding; U2 snRNA binding. Gene Ontology annotation, cellular component: nucleus; U2 snRNP. Gene Ontology annotation, biological process: mRNA splicing, via spliceosome. NCBI's taxonomy places the organism in Eukaryota, Metazoa, Chordata, Actinopteri, Pleuronectiformes, Pleuronectidae. The record is from RefSeq and is a predicted model, not a curated record. The coding region runs from base 204 to 3857 and encodes 1217 amino acids. The transcript has 27 exons.
CGGCGCUGCGAGUGACGAAGGACCCAACAAACGGCGGCUCGUCGUCGGCUUCCUGGAGAAUCAGAGAAAACAGUUUGAAUCAAUGAAACUUUAUCCAGCAGAAAUCCGACGCAUCUUAUUUAACACAGCGUGUUAGCCGGGCCAAGCGCUCAGUUUGCUGCCCCUGAAGGACCUUGUGGGGAAGGAGCCACAGAGAAGGAGCCAUGUUCCUGUACAACAUCACCCUUCAGCGCGCCACUGGCAUCACACAUGCCAUCCAUGGAAACUUCUCAGGAACCAAGCUGCAGGAGAUUGUUGUUUCCAGGGGAAAGAUCUUGGAAAUAAUACGUCCAGAUGCCAACACAGGAAAGGUGCACACUCUGCUCACAGUGGAGGUGUUUGGCAUCAUAAGGUCUCUGAUGGCAUUCAGACUCACAGGAGGAACCAAAGAUUACAUCGUUAUCGGAAGUGACAGUGGUCGCAUUGUCAUCCUGGAAUAUCAUCCAUCAAAAAACAUGUUUGAGAAGAUCCACCAGGAAACCUUCGGGAAGAGCGGAUGUCGGCGUAUUGUUCCCGGACAGUUUCUGGCUGUCGACCCAAAGGGCAGAGCCGUUAUGAUAGGAGCAAUCGAGAAACAGAAGCUGGUUUAUAUUCUGAACAGAGAUGCAGCAGCGAGGCUGACCAUCUCCUCCCCACUGGAAGCACACAAAGCGAACACACUGGUUUACCACGUAGUCGGAGUCGACGUUGGCUUUGAGAAUCCCAUGUUUGCGUGCUUGGAAAUGGACUAUGAGGAAGCUGACAACGACCCAACAGGAGAAGCUGCUGCCAACACGCAACAGACUCUCACCUUUUACGAGCUGGACCUCGGCUUGAAUCACGUGGUCCGCAAGUACAGCGAGGCUCUGGAAGAGCACGGAAACUUCCUCAUCACCGUUCCCGGUGGUUCCGAUGGGCCCAGUGGAGUUCUGAUCUGCUCAGAAAACUACAUCACUUACAAGAAUUUUGGAGACCAGCCUGACAUCCGCUGUCCUAUUCCACGACGCAGGAAUGACUUGGAUGACCCGGAGCGUGGAAUGAUCUUUGUCUGCUCAGCCACUCACAAGACCAAGUCUAUGUUCUUCUUCCUGGCCCAGACGGAGCAGGGAGACAUCUUCAAGGUUACUCUGGAGACAGAUGAAGAAAUGGUCACAGAAAUCAGGCUGAAGUACUUUGACACGAUCCCGGUUGCAACAGCCAUGUGUGUUCUGAAGACUGGCUUCCUGUUCGUUUCUUCAGAGUUUGGAAACCAUUACCUUUACCAGAUCGCUCACCUGGGUGACGAUGAUGAAGAACCUGAGUUCUCAUCUGCGAUGCCACUGGAAGAGGGAGACACCUUCUUCUUCCAGCCUCGUCCCCUCAAGAACCUUGUGCUGGUGGACGAACAGGAGAAUUUAUCACCCAUCAUGUCCUGUCAGAUUGCUGAUUUGGCCAAUGAAGAUACACCUCAGCUGUAUGUGGCCUGUGGACGAGGACCCAGGUCUACUCUCAGGGUCCUUCGUCACGGACUGGAGGUUUCAGAGAUGGCUGUGUCCGAGCUGCCCGGUAACCCCAAUGCUGUGUGGACAGUGCGUAAACACGUGGAUGACGAGUUUGAUGCCUACAUCAUCGUGUCUUUCGUCAACGCCACUCUGGUUCUGUCCAUCGGAGAGACUGUGGAGGAAGUGACAGACUCUGGGUUUCUGGGAACAACCCCCACCCUGUCCUGCUCACUGCUUGGUGAAGACGCAUUGGUGCAGGUCUACCCAGAUGGCAUCCGCCACAUUCGAGCAGACAAGCGUGUGAAUGAGUGGAAGACUCCUGGUAAGAAAACCAUUGUCCGCUGCGCCGUGAACCAGCGGCAGGUGGUGAUCGCCCUCACUGGAGGGGAACUUGUCUACUUUGAGAUGGACCCGUCUGGCCAGCUGAACGAGUACACAGAGCGGAAAGAGAUGUCCGCAGAUGUGGUUUGCAUGAGCCUGGCUAACGUUCCACCUGGUGAGCAGCGCUCCCGGUUCCUGGCGGUUGGACUCGUCGACAACACUGUUCGAAUCAUCUCCCUGGACCCUACAGACUGUCUGCAGCCGUUGAGUAUGCAGGCCCUUCCCGCCCAGCCGGAGAGUCUGUGUAUUGUAGAGAUGGGAGGUGUUGAGAAACAAGAUGAGCUUGGAGAAAAGGGAACCAUUGGAUUCCUCUACCUCAACAUUGGACUUCAGAACGGUGUGCUACUGAGAACUGUUCUGGACCCAGUCACCGGAGACCUGUCAGAUACACGAACACGCUACCUGGGGUCACGACCUGUCAAACUCUUCAGAGUCAGGAUGCAGGGGCAGGAAGCUGUGCUGGCAAUGUCCAGUCGCUCUUGGCUCAGCUACUCGUACCAGUCUCGCUUCCAUCUCACCCCUCUGUCAUAUGAGACUCUGGAGUACGCCUCUGGCUUUGCCUCCGAGCAAUGUCCAGAAGGUAUAGUGGCCAUCUCCACCAACACACUGAGAAUUUUGGCUUUGGAGAAGUUGGGAGCCGUCUUCAAUCAGGUGGCCUUUCCUCUGCAGUGCACUCCCAGGAAGUUUGUGAUCCACCCGGAGAGCAAUAACCUCAUUGUGAUCGAGACUGACCACAAUGCCUACACGGAGGCGACCAAAGCUCAGCGAAAGCAACAGAUGGCUGAGGAGAUGGUGGAGGCUGCUGGGGAGGAUGAAAGGGAACUGGCCGCUGAGAUGGCCGCUGCCUUCCUCAAUGAGAAUCUCCCAGAAGCCAUCUUCGGUUCACCUAAAGCUGGAGCCGGGCAGUGGGCCUCCAUCGUGCGACUGAUCAACCCCAUACAGGGCACAACAUUGGACCAGGUGCAGCUGGAACAGAACGAAGCCGCUUUCAGUGUUGCAGUGUGUCGCUUCCCCAACACGGGAGAUGACUGGUAUGUUCUGGUGGGUGUGGCCAAAGACAUGAUUCUCAACCCCAGAUCGGCGUCCGGCGGCUUUAUCUACACCUACAGGCUCACCGGUGGCGGGGAGAAGCUGGAGUUUGUGCACAAGACCCCCGUAGAAGAUGUGCCUUUGGCCAUUGCUCCAUUCCAGGGACGAAUUCUGGUGGGAGUUGGUAAACUCCUGAGAAUCUAUGACCUCGGCAAAAAGAAGCUGCUGCGCAAGUGUGAAAACAAGCACGUACCCAACCUGGUGUCUAGUAUCCACACCAUCGGCCAGCGGGUGAUUGUCACUGACGUCCAGGAGAGUCUGUUCUGGGUUCGGUAUCGACGGAACGAGAACCAGCUCAUCAUCUUCGCCGAUGACACGUAUCCCCGCUGGGUGACGACGGCCUGUCUGCUCGACUAUGACACCAUGGCAUCUGCCGACAAGUUUGGGAACAUCAGCAUCGUGCGUCUUCCCCCCAACACCAGCGACGACGUGGAUGAAGACCCCACAGGAAACAAAGCUUUAUGGGACAGAGGCCUCCUCAAUGGAGCAUCACAGAAGGCUGAGGUGAUCGUCAACUACCACGUAGGUGAGACCGUGUUGUCUCUGCAGAAAACCACUCUGAUCCCCGGAGGCUCAGAGUCCCUGGUGUACACCACGCUGUCUGGAGGCAUCGGCAUACUGGUCCCAUUCACCUCACAUGAGGAUCACGACUUUUUCCAGCAUUUAGAGAUGCACAUGCGCUCAGAGUUCCCUCCACUCUGCGGCAGAGACCAUCUCAGCUUCAGAUCCGCCUACUUCCCAGUAAAGAAUGUGAUCGAUGGAGACCUGUGCGAGCAGUUUAACAGCAUGGACCCUCACAAGCAGAAGAGCGUGUCAGAGGAGCUGGACCGGACCCCCCCAGAGGUCUCUAAAAAGCUGGAGGAUAUUCGCACACGUUACGCCUUCUAAUUGUACACAACGACUCCCUUCCCCCCCCCC